AUGGCGUGGGGUGAUCUUCCUGUUGAAGGGCGGACGUUGGACCCUUUGAAUGAUGAUCUUCGACACGGAUUGACUGCCGUUACUGUCCUCGCUUUCAUUUCCUUCUUUUCUGCGAGUACUUUGUUCUUUUACUUGGUGUACAAGCUUACGACAUGGAGCUUGUUCAUCAAGUCGCAGCCUUCGGGGCACUUUCAACAUACGACUGGACCGAUCCAAAGAGCCAUCGACUUUACGCUGGGUAUUGAUGGGAUAUUUGCAGAGAACGAUCAAGAUGCCAAUAAGAAGGCGGACGGAAAUGUUCCUACCGCCCCUCGACGACCAAAUCAGUUCCUCGUGCUGAUCAUCAAUCUACUACUCGCCGACAUGCACCAAGGAGUAGCCUUCUUUCUCAACGUGGCGUGGCUUCGAAAUAAUGCCAUCAUGGUCGGAACAGCGUCUUGCUAUACCCAGGGACUCUUUGUGUCGCUUGGUGACUUGGCUUCGUCCAUGUUCAUCACUGCAAUUGCCAUUCACACUUACCUUGCGGUAGUCAAGCGACGGCAGACACCACAAAGAGUACUGUACGCAAUGAUUAUCGCUAUCUGGAUCUUCGUCUACGCCAUCUCCCUCAUUCCAAUUGCCGCGACUCGCAAUGGUGCCGAGUUUGGUGGGUUCUUUGUCCGCGCUGGAAGCUGGUGCUGGAUGAACCGAAAGUACGAGAACCUUCGACUCUUCACACAUUACCUCUACAUCUUCCUCGGCCUUGGUACAACAUCUAUCCUGUACCUCAUCAUAUUCUUCCACCUCCGUCGUCAAGCCCGCUUUGAGUCAUCGGGAUCACCAAGCCAGGCUGAUACCAUGCAACUCCAACUCAGCCGCAACCCUGCCUUCUUGAUCUACCCCGUCAUCUAUGUCAUGUGUACCCUUCCUCUUGCGGCCGGCCGUAUCGCGACGAUGGCUGGUGCGAGUGUACCCAACGGCUACUUCUGCUUUGCUGGUGCCAUGAUUGCAUCCAACGGUUCCUUCGAUUGCCUGCUAUUUGGCACGACCCGAAACACCAUCGUCUUCGCCUCAAAGUACGACGUCUCUUCCGACGAUGUUGGCCUUAGCACCUUUGCCUUCCUCAAGACACCUAGUCGCCGGUUCGGAAACACGAUCUCGAUCCAGGGUGGCCAACAAGCAGACGAGAACGUCGCUGGAGGAUGGUGGUCAUGGCCUGCUAGGGUGAGCGGGUCGGAGAACAGAAGUCGAAAGGGAAUGACACGCACCAUCAGCCAAGAAUCUCUGAGAGGGCCGGCUAUCCAGAUGGAUACCGUGACAUCGGUGGUCGUCGAGGUUGAUGACUCGGCGGAGAGAGACCCAAGAUACCCAGAUACAGCAGCAAGCUCCAAUCCUUCGUUACGCAGUGCGGAAAAGGAUUAUACGAGAACGAUACAAAGAAGCAUAUAUGCUCAUAGAUAA
Molecule: messenger RNA, 1440 nt
Organism: Fusarium proliferatum ET1
Lineage: Eukaryota; Fungi; Ascomycota; Sordariomycetes; Hypocreales; Nectriaceae
Exons: 2
Coding region: 1-1440 (479 amino acids)
Biological process (GO): adenylate cyclase-activating G protein-coupled receptor signaling pathway
Cellular component (GO): plasma membrane
Molecular function (GO): G protein-coupled receptor activity
Source: RefSeq, a predicted model, not a curated record